AAGCAGAUAACCUACAAAAAGAGACAUGAAUAAAUUCAGUUAGGUACUCUUUUGCUUAGAAAUCAUUCUGAUAAUCCAUCAUUCCAUAGAAACUGUAAAAUGAUGUACUUUUGCGGAAAAGAGCUAAUUAUACUUUUCAUUUUACUUCAACUAAAAGCGCAAGUAAUAUGUUCAGAAAACGACGUAACAAAACAUUUAAACGAGUCGAUUUCAAAUAUAUUCGCAAUUAACGCCCAAGAUGCAAUCGAAUUAAUCUCCACAGUGAGAAAUCAUAAAAUGAAGGAGUUCGAAUACAAUGUCAGCAAGAAUGUGAACCCAUUCCAAACAAAGUUUUUCUUUCAGAACAUUUGCAUAUGGAGAUUUGAAGGCACAUCGUCUGAAGAAGAUAUACCACCUCCACAACUACAUUGGGAAUUUAUUGAAAAAAAAAUGAGUCUACUAUACGAAGAUCUCCGCAUCUCAUUACAAGGGAUGAUUGGCGCAGUCAAAGGUGAGAAUAUAUCCAAGAUCAGAAUACGUCCUGGUUUUAAAAAUUUCACGUUAACUGCUGUUGGAUCUUACAUCGACCAUAACAACUUGAAAUUCUCGCACAAUAUCACAUACAACGGUCUCAGAUGUUGGAUGCUGGCUACGCCGACUGUAUAUUGGUUCACUAAAAUUUCAUCAUCACGUGAUGAUCUCGAACAAUUGGACCAACAAAUUAUACCCGCUUCCUUAGCAAUGAUACACAGAAAUAUACAAGAUAAUAGAUAUUUUUCUGAUAAGUUGAAGGAAAUUUUCCAAACGUACGAGAAGCCCAGAAAGGAAAUCAUUUCUAAACAUCCGGAUUUCUUGACUAACCCGCAACGAUAUUAUUACCUCAUACCCGAAUAUACUUUUUUCCGUUUUAUUCUAAAAGACAUCGUCAUUAGAGGACUGUCAAAUUUCAAAUCAUUCAAAUGUAUUCGCAGUUCAUCUGGAAUUUUCACACAUACUUUACACGUGAGAGAUGUUCGAGGAAAUAUGACUUUGGAUUAUAGAUCUAAGAACGCGACGAACUUGGAGUUGGAUUUCCAAAUAGAUUAUCUCUUUGUAUCUAAAAAAGAAGACAGCAGUUGUGUUUUUGUACAAGCAAAAUAUUACACCGUAGUUUCAACAAAAACGAAUGUUUCUUUGAGUACUCGUCCAUCACUAGUGAUUAUGAAUGGACUGGAAUCCGCCAUCGCUUCUUCUUUAUUGCCCUCGAUGAAGAUUGGAAAAACUUGUGACCUAGGAACCUCACUGGAAGAAAUUGAAAUUUCCAACGUAUUGUACUCGAUUGAUAAACAAUAAAUGAAUCGUAUACCUAU
This is a messenger RNA of Planococcus citri (citrus mealybug), 1328 nucleotides long. RefSeq lists its product as uncharacterized. The coding region runs from base 100 to 1311 and encodes 403 amino acids. The transcript is spliced from 5 exons. NCBI's taxonomy places the organism in Eukaryota, Metazoa, Arthropoda, Insecta, Hemiptera, Pseudococcidae. The record is from RefSeq and is a predicted model, not a curated record.